UUCUAAUUAAUUGUAAAUAAUAAACUGAAUUUAUACUUCUCUAGUUUUAUUAUUAGACACGAUUUAUAGUGCAAUAGUGAGAAAUGUCUGUAGCCAUCGAACCGGAGGGCUACUGUACCGAACACAGUUGUACCUGCGGCCCUCCCCCAAAGCGCCGUCGCGUACGCAGAGUGACUAUUCUAGACUUGCUGAACGUGGACCUGGUCCGGAGCGCCAUAUUUGACUAUGUGCCUUUGGGGGACCUGCUGCGCUCCGAGCUAGUCUGCCAACGGUGGCGGAGCGCUGUACAGCAUUAUUUGAGAGGCGCCCGCCGCAUCCGCUCCAAGCUGCACAUCACGUCCCCCUGGCACCCGCCGCCCCCCCGCCUGUGCCGCUGCCAGCGCCUCCUCCCCCUCGACGAGAGCCGCGACUCCUGGUACUGCUCCUCGCUGUACACGUGGGGCGCGGCCGUGGAGGCGGCGCCCUGCACCGCCGCGAGCUUCGAGGAGGUUGUGGGACACUGCCCCAAUAUACGGGAGCUUACGUUUUACGGAUUUCCAGACCGGGAAGUAGUGAAAGACAGCGUUGAUAUCGGAAGGCUACGGAACCUGAAACGGGUCGCAUUCAGGAAUCUCAUCAUGGAGGAUGAGGACAGGGAACAGGUCACCGAUGAAGACGUCACUAUACUCCUCGAAAGCAAUAAAAUCGACGAACUGACCAUAAUAGGAAACGACCAAAUUACGGGCAGUUUCCUAAAACACCUAAAAACUAAUCUAACAUCACUGCGACUCAGAAACUGUCCAAAUUUAGACUAUAAACAUCUCCUUUCGGUAUUAGAUAGUUUAAAAGAUGUAACUGUAUUAGAUUUAUCAAGAAAUUCCGCAGAUAUUUUAAAGAAUGUCCACCUACUAUUAGAUGGGAUGCCAAAAUUGGAACAUUUGGAGUUGUGCGGUUAUGAGAAGGUGGAGUUGGACGGGCAGUUGAAAUCGCAUGUACGGUUGGAGCACUUGAAGCAUCUGAAUUUGAGGAGGAACAGAAAUGUGAACGACGAUUGGUUGGAAACUAUAGCGAGGGGGCAUAAACUGAUUACGUUUGAUGUGUCGUAUUGUAAAGGUGUGACUAUGACGGGCUUGACAGAAGUGUGUGAGUCGUCGAAAUCGAUGAGCGAGCUCGCGAUAGCCGACAACGACGACGUGUCAGACGAGGACGUCGAGACCAUCAUACGGCUCCUUCCCUUCCUUACGAUCCUGAACAUCCAGAAGUGCCGCGGCGUGACGGCGGACCUGGUGGUGUACCUGGCGCGCAUCAUGCGCCGGCGCAACCGCUGGCGGCUGCCCGCCCUGCGCCUGCGCCUCUACGGCACCGUCGUGCCCGACGCCAUGCCGAUGGUAUAUUCGUUUAUUCUGGACUUCGCAAAGGGCACGCAGCUCGACCCAAAACCUAGCCCUUACUUAGGUUUUUGAUUCACUCUACUAGUUCAAAUAUACAGGGUGAAUUUCCAACGACCACUCUGUCAUGGGAUAAUGUGCAAAACUCACUAUGGUACAGUCAACUGUAUAAAUAUGGGUGCAGCCAACUUAUUCAAAAAUAUGUCCCAUAGUUCUUAAUUCGCAGACAUAAGAGCUAUGGGACAUAUUUUAGAGAUGAUUUGUGCACCCAUAUUUUUACAGUUGACUGUAUCAUUCUAAACCGGC
This is a messenger RNA of Cydia fagiglandana, 1673 nucleotides long. Its product is annotated as F-box/LRR-repeat protein 17-like. The transcript has 9 exons. NCBI's taxonomy places the organism in Eukaryota, Metazoa, Arthropoda, Insecta, Lepidoptera, Tortricidae. The record is from RefSeq and is a predicted model, not a curated record. Gene Ontology annotation, biological process: SCF-dependent proteasomal ubiquitin-dependent protein catabolic process. The coding region runs from base 84 to 1442 and encodes 452 amino acids. Gene Ontology annotation, cellular component: SCF ubiquitin ligase complex. Gene Ontology annotation, molecular function: protein binding.